Sphenostylis stenocarpa is the source of this 1404-nucleotide messenger RNA. NCBI's taxonomy places the organism in Eukaryota, Viridiplantae, Streptophyta, Magnoliopsida, Fabales, Fabaceae. The record is from the annotation of a GenBank genome assembly.
AUGAAGGCUAGGAAAUGGGUUCCUGAUAGGGUUCUCAUAGCUUUACUUAUUCUUCUUCUUCUUCUUUCACUAUGUGUUUCAUCUUCUCAUCAAAACACAGACCACAAAACAGUCUCAUCAGAAUUCAGUGUCACGAAAAGGGUUGAGACUAACGAUCAUGAUGCUAAAGUUUUUUACAAACACACCUGGCCGGGGAUGAAAUUUGGGUGGAAAAUAAUUGUGGGAAGCAUAAUUGGAUUUCUAGGAUCAGCGUUUGGAACAGUGGGAGGUGUUGGUGGGGGUGGCAUUUUUGUACCCAUGCUUACCCUAAUUGUUGGAUUCGAUGCAAAAUCAGCAACAGCAAUAUCAAAAUGCAUGAUAACGGGUGGAGCAGGAGCAACUGUUCUAUACAAUUUGAAGCAAAGGCACCCAACUCUUGACAUGCCUGUGAUUGACUAUGACCUAGCACUUCUUUUUCAACCAAUGUUGAUGCUUGGAAUCAGUAUUGGGGUUGCUUUCAAUGUGAUUUUUCCUGAAUGGCUGAUAACAGCUUUGUUAAUUGUAGUUUUCAUAGGCCUUUCAGUCAAUGCAUUCUUUAAGGGUGUCCAAACAUGGAAAAAAGAAACCAUUACUAAGAAGGAAGCUAGGCAGAAUGUAAGGUUAAAUGAUACUGAAAGAACUGGUAAUGCUGCUCAUCCUCAAGCAGAAGAGAUGAUCAAUGAAAGUCAUGCAAAUACCAACCAAUUGAGAAAAAAAGUUUCUGUUAUUGAAAAUAUUUAUUGGAAGGAACUUGGAAUUCUUGUGUCUGUGUGGAUCUUGAUACUUGCACUACAAAUAGGAAAGGUACACACUAGUGUAAUAAAUGUUAGAACCAAUAGGAAGCAGCAAGAUAUUAUAUAUAGUGGUGGUUAUUCUGGUAUCAUUGAUGAUAUUCAGGUCCCUAUCACUGUGGGAACAACUUUAUACGAGGCCGUGCUUCUAUACAGAGGGCAGAGAGUGAUAGCAUCAAAGGGUGAUGAAGACACGCGUCUGCAUGUGGGGCAGUUAAUUGCUUAUUGUACGUGUGGCGUUGUUGCUGGCAUAAUUGGAGGCUUGCUUGGUCUUGGUGGAGGAUUCAUCUUGGGGCCACUUUUCAUUGGACUAGGAAUUCCUCCUCAGGUCUCAAGUGCUACAUCCACUUUUGCAAUGACGUUUUCUGCAUCCAUGUCUGUGGUCGAAUAUUACCUUCUCAAACGUUUCCCUGUUCCUUAUGCACUUUACUUUGUAGCAGUAGCCACUGCUGCUGCACUGGUUGGACAGCAUUUGGUGAGAAAGGUUAUUGCUAUACUGGGAAGAACUUCUCUUAUCAUUUUCAUCCUUGCACUCACUGUUUUUGUGAGUGGAAUAUCACUAGGCAAGUGGAGUAGGCAUAGCAAACCUGAUUAA